AUGCAGGCCCGCUGCCAAUUACAGCGGAGACCUACUUUCUUACCUUCGAACUUUUACUUCCUGCGGGCCAGGCGAGGCGGCCGGUCGCACCACGCAACGAAUUACGAAAGUAGCGCGAAAUGCUCGGCCGACAUUCGCACGCUUGCGCCACCAUCAGGAAGUGCUGAGUGCUGUUGCAGGGAUUACGCAGGCGAUGCCUUUGCGGUGCACCUCGCUUCACUUCGUGCACGAUUCAGUCCCCUCUUCUACCACCAUUAG
Messenger RNA from Leptosia nina, 258 nucleotides. NCBI's taxonomy places the organism in Eukaryota, Metazoa, Arthropoda, Insecta, Lepidoptera, Pieridae. The record is from the annotation of a GenBank genome assembly.